This is a messenger RNA of Capsella rubella, 916 nucleotides long. RefSeq names its product putative 4-hydroxy-4-methyl-2-oxoglutarate aldolase 3. The coding region runs from base 227 to 727 and encodes 166 amino acids. The record is from RefSeq and is a predicted model, not a curated record. Gene Ontology annotation, molecular function: ribonuclease inhibitor activity. NCBI's taxonomy places the organism in Eukaryota, Viridiplantae, Streptophyta, Magnoliopsida, Brassicales, Brassicaceae. Gene Ontology annotation, biological process: regulation of RNA metabolic process. The transcript has 2 exons.
CCGACGGGUUUACUUGACGAUAGGAGGACCAAGUGGCUCUAAUGGCACAAGCUUCUAUGAGGAUUCUUUUCCAGUAAAUGGAUAGGCUGACACGAAGAAGCUGACCUCACCCAUUUGAUUGGCUCGAUUGCAUAUACAUUUACAUAUCUUCGUUUAGAAUUUGCAGAAAGACAAAACCUUUGGAGCUCUCAUCUCUCUCCUUUGAGCACACAAAAACAAUCUCCCAAUGGCUGCAUUUGCAACUGCAGAAGCGUGUGACAGCAACGCAGAAUUAAUAUCAAACGGAGACCUACGUGCUCUCCACCCAAUCUUCAAGAUGUAUGGCCAGAGAAGAUGCUUCUCAGGACCAAUCGUGACUCUCAAGGUCUUUGAAGACAAUGUCCUCGUCAGAAACCAACUAGAAACAAAAGGAGAAGGCGGAGUCUUGGUAAUAGAUGGUGGUGGAAGCAUGAGAUGCGCGCUUGUUGGAGGAAACCUCGGACAGUUAGCUCAGAACAACGGGUGGUCGGGAAUUGUUGUGAAUGGAUGCGUUAGGGAUGUGGACGAGAUCAAUGAUUGCGAUGUUGGGGUUAGAGCACUGGGAUCUAACCCAUUGAAGUCUACUAAGAAAGGACAUGGUGAGAAGAAUGUGCCGAUCCAUAUUGGAGGAACUUUGAUUAGAGAUGGAGAGUGGCUUUAUGCUGAUAGCGAUGGUAUCUUGAUCUCCAAGACCGAACUCUCCGUUUGAGUCAGACUCAGUUACCACGAUGUUGCGUAAGACUCUUAUGCUUCUUGGAGCUACCUACCUGGUUUACUCGAUUUCUUAGCAAUCUUGUUUAAUGUUCCAAAUAAUCAAUUUAUCACAAUAAUAUACUUACGUUUUUGUGAAAUGUAUUAUACCAUACAGAAUAAAAUAAAAACUUUUGAAAUGACGUGA